Fusarium poae is the source of this 1131-nucleotide messenger RNA. RefSeq lists its product as uncharacterized. Bases 1 to 1131 code for a protein of 376 amino acids. Lineage: Eukaryota; Fungi; Ascomycota; Sordariomycetes; Hypocreales; Nectriaceae. The transcript has 2 exons. The record is from RefSeq and is a predicted model, not a curated record.
AUGCGUUGGACCUCUGUUUUUGUCGUCGCCGCCACUAGCUUCACACAUAGUGUUGUGACGGCAAGCGAGAACAGCCAGAAUGAGGUCGCUUCUAUCCGUUCAUACUUUUACGUAGGAGGGGGGUAUGUGAGCGACGGUGCGGGUGGGGAGAUAUGCCGUGAUCAGAUGUAUAUCGAACAACUAUCACCAGUUGGAGGCGCAAAGAAAGAAACACCUAUUGUUCUCAUCCACGGCCAAGCUCAAACAGGCACAAACUUCUUGAACAAACCUGAUGGCGGACGUGGGUGGGCAUCCCAGUUCAUAAGCCAAGGCUACGAAGUCUAUAUCGUUGAUCAAACUUUCCGAGGCAGAUCAGCAUGGUCUCCUGCCUAUGGUGUUUCAAAACCCUCGACGUACUCCGCUGAAAUCAUCGAGCGGCGCUUUACAGCCGCACAAGAAUUCAACCUGUGGCCCCAGGCAAAGAAGCAUACACAAUGGCCAGGCACAGGACUUCGAGGAGAUCCAACCUUCGAUGCCUUCUAUAGCUCGAAUGUGCAGUUCAUCAACAAUGCUACCUACCAACAAAAAGCUGUUCAAGCUGCUGGAGCUACUCUUCUUGACAGAAUCGGCAAGCCUGUCGUCCUUCUGGGUCAUAGUCAGGGCGGCAUGAUGCCAAUUCUCAUUGCGGAUGCUCGUCCUGAGCUUGCCAAGGGUUUGGUACUCCUCGAGCCAUCGGGUCCGCCAUUUAGAGAUGCAGUAUUUGGUAACAAAACCGCUCGAGCCUGGGGAUUGACUGAUAUUAGUCUUACCUACAGUCCAGCUGUUACUGAUCCUUCGACCGAACUCAUCCAAGAGGUGCAGCCAAGUCGAGGAGAAGGGUUUGUCGAGUGUAUCCUUCAAGCUGAAAAGCCUGCGCCACGUCGUCUUGUCAAUCUGGAAACGAAGCCCAUUUUGAUCGUUACGGGCGAGGCUUCUUACCACAUGCUUUAUGAUCAUUGCACAGCCAAGUACCUCAAACAGGCUGGCUGCUCAAAGACCAAGCACGUUGAGCUUGGAGAGGAAAGAAUUCAUGGCAAUGGACACAUGCUAUUUAUGGAGAAGAAUAGCGAUAAGAUCCAAAACCUUGUAGAGGAAUGGAUCCGAGCGACAUGA